AUGUGGCUCCUCGAUGUCAUCUUCGAAUAUGCGGCCCCAUUCUUCCUCAUUACUUCACCCAUCACGUCCUACGCCGAUCAGAUUCAUAGCAUUCAUCGGAGCAAGAGCUCGGCCGGCUUCUCCCUGGAUAUUCCCCUGAUUAUGCUCAUUGCAUCGAUUUUCAAGUUUUUUUAUUGGUUCGGCUCUUACUAUGCGACUUCGUUGUUUGUUCAGGCAGUCAAUAUGAUAUUCGUGCAAUUGGUAUUGCUUAAGAUCGCGUUAAACAACCGACCGACUCCCGGCGCGAAAGAAGGCAUUGAGCAUGUGCCCUUUACUGCACAACGCCAGGAUAACUCGUUUAUGGGGUUCUCGCGGCCGUAUAACUUCUGGCGUUGGAGGAGCGAAAAGCCGUAUUGGACCUUUCUCAGCUACUUCACCGGCAUUCUCUUCGUGAUACACGUUUUCCUCCCCUUUAUAUCCCAAACCGAGACCUACAUCAAUAUCCUCGGCGUCGCUGGACUAACAGUCGAAGCUUUCCUCCCUGUUCCGCAAGUUCUCGCAAACCAGCGUUCACGAUCCUGCAAAGGGUUCCGCGUGUCUGUUCUGGGUUCCUGGCUUCUCGGUGAUGCUAUGAAGAUGAGCUACCUGUUCUACACCCAGGACGUCAUUCCACCUGCCUUCAAAUUCUGCGCAAUAUUCCAGUGCAUGUGCGAUAUGUACUUGGGUCUACAAUAUUUGAUGUAUGGUGCCGGCACCAGCAAAGCCCAAUAUCCGAGUGAGAAAGAAAUCCAUUUGGGAUGA
Talaromyces atroroseus is the source of this 780-nucleotide messenger RNA. RefSeq lists its product as hypothetical. The coding region runs from base 1 to 780 and encodes 259 amino acids. NCBI's taxonomy places the organism in Eukaryota, Fungi, Ascomycota, Eurotiomycetes, Eurotiales, Trichocomaceae. Gene Ontology annotation, biological process: phospholipid translocation; retrograde transport, endosome to Golgi. The record is from RefSeq and is a predicted model, not a curated record. The transcript has 4 exons. Gene Ontology annotation, cellular component: endosome; trans-Golgi network.